AUGUCCAAGAGCCUGAAGAAGAGGAAGAACCACUGGACCAACAAAGUCCACGAGAGUGUCCUGUGCAGGAACGGGGAGGGGGACCUGGGGCUGGAGCUGCAGGGUGGCGCGGAGAACGGCCAGUUCCCCACCAUCGGCCAGCUCCCCCCGGGAACAGAGCCGUGCCACAGCCGCAAACUCUGCCAGGAUGAACUCCUCCUGGAAGUCAACGACACCCCGGUGGCCGGGCUCACCACUAGGGACGUCCACGCUGUGGUCAAGCACAGCAAGGACCCCGUCCGGCUCAAGUGUGUCAAACAAGGUCAGCAGAGUCCAGUCGGUGCGGUCGCUUUGUGCACUUUCAGUGUUAACUAG
Molecule: messenger RNA, 354 nt
Organism: Menidia menidia (Atlantic silverside)
Lineage: Eukaryota; Metazoa; Chordata; Actinopteri; Atheriniformes; Atherinopsidae
Source: the annotation of a GenBank genome assembly